UUUUGCCAAACCCCUCUACCAACUGCCUUGGCCACGCGUUCGCUGUCCAAACUUCCUUCCGGCCUUCCAGCUUCACCCCUGUUUCGUGGUUCCAUUUCUCCGUUGAAUAAAGUUCCCAGCUCAUUUGCCUUCCUGAUUAGCGAAACUGAGUACCUGAGCAUUUCACUGACUCCGUUAGACUAUGCAUUUGACUAUGACCCUCUCAUACCCCGGAAGUCCAACAAAUCCAACAAUCCGGACUUAUCCACAACCUCGAAUUCGAAUGUGAAUCUCAAAUCCAGUUGUACUGUGAACAAUGCAACCGUCAUUACACCAACCAAUUUGGAUUCUGGGGACAGUAUCCAUCUCCUUUGCCCAGCGGUAGUAACAGUUGGCACGCUUCAUCAUUUGCUCCUCGCCAAAUACCAGCUAGAUCCGGUUCGUCAGGUUAUGGAAGCAGAGGUCGGUCGUACUCAGGCUGCUCUCCUGUUAUACGAAUUCGAAUGUUGUGCACGUUGUAUCCGGCGCAUGUUGUACGGAGCCACAAGUCAACCGGCUGACUUUCUGCAUUUAGCCGACGCUGAACGCGAAACCCCAAUAUGCCCGAUCUGUUGUGGCGUGUUGCAUCAUCCCCGUCUGUGCACACUUCCCGCGGACUAUGACCGGUCCAAGUAUCAGCCAGCCGAGAAUGAAGCCGAACGGUAUAUGCUGGCCGAAAUGCUAUACAAGAUGGACGCUUCCGAUUUCGAGUAUUUGGCCUGUCAGUUCAAGAUCACUGAACCGAUAAACCAUCUGCUUCGGGAGCAUAUCAUGUGGUCCCGUUUGCAUGAUCUGGUCACUGGCAUGAAAUUGGACUCGUAUGCCGAUCCAGUCUGGCGGAAUACCCAUCCCCCCGGACAAAUCACUUGCCUGUUCACGACGAAAGAUUUGCAACGAUGGCAGCGAACUCGGAUCGCGGAAAGACAAGUGUGGUACUGGAUCGUGUCCCAUAUCCUCUCGGCCGCGAUUGAGGUUCCCGCUAUCAGUCAACUGGUCGAGGUUCACAAUCCUGCAUUUCUCAAGUCAAACAAUCUCGAUCCGACUCUGUGUGAUCCAGAAACAGUCGUCCUGGCAGCCUCAGCCGUCCUAUCGGAUACUCAGUCUCGCGAGGAAUUGGAGCAGUUCUUGCAAAGCGCAGACCGGUGUCCAAUUGGCAGUAUCCGCAAUCACGCCAAUGAAAUGCUCAAACAGAUACGAGCCAAACGGAAAUCAUACUCCCCGAACGGGAACGUUUUAUCCCCGGAUCCAAACCCAUUCGAAUUAGGUCGUGGGCGCAUGGUUCAGUUUUUGUCCGAGUUGUGGAACCGUUCGACAUGUUUAUGUUUGUCCCUACACUCCAAACCAAAUCUGCCCAAAUGGGGCGACAUCAAAUUGCAACGGGUUGUCCCGAUUGUUUUGGCUGGGCGUUAUGUGAAAUUUAGUCGUCGACUUCCACACACACCGUGGAUCAUCGAUUCCAAACGAAAACUGCCCUCGUCCGUGGAAGAGCUGAUCUUAAAUCCUCUCCGAGCACAGUUCGGAUCCGGAUCGCAGCUGAGUUUCAGUUCAGCUGGUCGAGAGGAUGUGGAUGCCAGAUGUCUCGGUCUUGGUCGUCCAUUCAUGGUUCGCAUCAGUUAUUUUGAGGCCUUUUUUCCCGACCUCGUUCGAUCCUUUUCAAUACGAGCGCAACAGUCGAAGACGACCGGUCCGGUUGAUUUGCUUCGUUUGGCCUCGUUGAUCAAUACACAAGGAGAGGGGAAAGUUCUGGUUCGUGACCUACAGAUUGUCUCCUCCGUCGAUGCGACCAAGACCAUCAAAUGUGGCGAACUAAAGAAAAGUAAACAUUACCGGGCCCUUUGUUGGUGUCCGGGCGGUGGACUGACUACGGAAUUAAUUCAACGUGUGGCUGAACAGUGCAACCAAUUCUCACCAACUAGCAAGCCACGGAAUACAUCCGAUCUUGUCUGGCCCCCUCAAUCGGUCCAAUCAGACCCGGACAAGAACGAAGCCAGCACCGCAACCAGACCUUCAUAUCCACGAAUUGUGUUCGGCCCGCUUGAAGUGUGUCAGCUCACCCCGAUCCGAGUGUUACAUCGCCGUGCUCUGUUGGACAGACCGCGAGUGAUCAAAUCAUUCGAGUUGGCCUCGUUCGAACAGGUCAUGUCUAAUCCGGAUAUGGAUCUCAAGGACUAUGAACCGUGGCAAAAACUAUACCCGAUCAAUGAGUUAUUCAUCCUACAUGUACACUGUGAUGCGGGUUCCUAUGUGAAAGAAUUUGUACACGGUGACCUCGGUCGAUGCACGCCCAGUUUAUCCAGUCUGGUCGGGCGUCAAUUGGAUCUGCUCGCAUUGGAUGUGUGUGGGAUCGAUUUCGACUGGCCACCGAUUCUACCGGAUCCCGAACCACCCAUUCAGCCGACCAAUGUUUGA
This is a messenger RNA of Echinostoma caproni, 2427 nucleotides long. The record is from the annotation of a GenBank genome assembly. Lineage: Eukaryota; Metazoa; Platyhelminthes; Trematoda; Plagiorchiida; Echinostomatidae.